AUGUUUUGAGUUAUUAUUUCUUAAUCUGUCUUGUCUUUUCUCUCCCACUUUUAUUCCAUAACAACUUUAGAGUACCAUUGCUUAAAAGCUAGAAGAAAACAUGGCAAGUCCACCUGAAAAUUCCGACGAAACGUUUCCGUCUGCCGAUCUUGCCGGAGAAUUGAAUCCUGGAAAAAAUAGGGAGGUUGAAGUUGAUCCUAUAUCUUCUGAGGUUGCUGCCACCAAGGAAAUGAAGGAGGAAGUUGCAGCCACAGAGAAGAAAAAGGAAAUAGAAAAGAAGGAAUGCUUGGAUAAAUUAAAAUCAGCGAUUAUAAUUUCAGGCAUAGUUGUGGCUGUGGUGGGAGCAGCAUUUGCAAUAACCAAGAAACUAAGAGAGAAGUGAUUCUAGAUUCAAAAGAGGAUUGAGAGUAUUAGAAGAUUUAUAGAUAUAUGUUCUUUAUAUUUUGUUUUCAUAUCAAGUUUCUUUCUUUUUGUAUGAAUUGAAUUAGUUGCACAUUUUCAGGUUUUGGAUAUUCUAAAAUACCCAACACAUAAUGUCACCUUUAUUUUGUCCAUAUUAUUGAAGUUCUGAUUGU
Molecule: messenger RNA, 575 nt
Organism: Lathyrus oleraceus (garden pea)
Lineage: Eukaryota; Viridiplantae; Streptophyta; Magnoliopsida; Fabales; Fabaceae
Exons: 2
Coding region: 101-382 (93 amino acids)
Source: RefSeq, a predicted model, not a curated record